AUGCCGCAGCCGCCCCACUGCUACACUUUCCACGGCAUCAGCCACGGAAACCGAAUCCCCUUGGGCUCCGACACCGCACCCUACGGCCCCCAUCGCGGACACAGGACAUGGGGCCAACACUCUGCAGGGUCACGGCUCUCACAUGGAAGCGGCGGGUCAGAGGGUUUGCUCACAGAGAGGGUCCGGUCCUGUUCCCGCUGCGUGCUACUGCUGCUGCUGCUGCUGCUGCUGACACUGGGAUGA
Molecule: messenger RNA, 243 nt
Organism: Knipowitschia caucasica
Lineage: Eukaryota; Metazoa; Chordata; Actinopteri; Gobiiformes; Gobiidae
Source: the annotation of a GenBank genome assembly